AUGUCCACCCUUUUGAAGAGAAUCUAUCGAGGAAGUAGAGGUUCAAGCAGAGGAAAAGAUCCAGGGAGGGACAAAGGCAAAGAAAAAGCAAUUUCAAAGGGCAAAGGCAAGCAGAGUGCAUGCGACGAAGACGAACAGAAGGAUGGAGUGCACCAUUCACUAACCGAAGAACUUACUUCAAUAUGCAAGAUGGAUAUUGAAGGAGCUCUCAUUGUACUUGCGAGCCUCUGCCACCUGCCCUCCAAGGAGGAGCUCUGUCGGAUGAUGGUCGAGGCCGACUCUGAUGAGGAUGAUUUUAUCUCCCUAGAGGAGUCCAUGGAGAUCAACGCCCCAUCGGUGUCAACCGACGAGAGAUGUCCGCGUCUAUCCUUCACUAGGCUCACGACGGUGCUAUUCCACUGCGAGAAUGACUGGUGCCACCCAACUGCUGGCGAUGCUCCCCUGUCGACACAAGAAAACCAACGCCAGUGUUGCUCCUUCGUCGUUCCCCAGUAG
This is a messenger RNA of Zingiber officinale, 495 nucleotides long. RefSeq lists its product as uncharacterized. The record is from RefSeq and is a predicted model, not a curated record. NCBI's taxonomy places the organism in Eukaryota, Viridiplantae, Streptophyta, Magnoliopsida, Zingiberales, Zingiberaceae. The transcript has 3 exons. The coding region runs from base 1 to 495 and encodes 164 amino acids.